GUAAUGUUUUUCUGAAAAGUGGGGCUGAAGAAGAGUCAGGAGCUUAAGUUAAACUACGUUUCUUUGUAAGAUCGAGAAACUUCAAUGUAGAUGUCGAUGGAUCUAAUUUUCACCUUUGUGUUACUGGCUCCGACAGUUUCGCUGAUAUUUGGUGGAAAGUGCGAACCGAUCAGGAUUACAUCAUGCUCUAACGCUGGUUACCCUCUAACUGCAAGAUUUCUUGAUGUUAACGGCACAGCAUACCAAGACUUUCAAGCGCCACGCUUGGAUUUAUACAUCUCUUUGCUGCAGACUUGUUCAGCUCACGCUAGCACGAUGCUAUGUUCGUUGUAUGUGCCGAAAUGCGAAGAAAACCGGACAGAUUCUCAGCCUCCGUGUUACCAAGUUUGCGCAAAGUUUGUGAGAGACUGCCAAAGCCUUCUUACAAAGGCAGGCCUCGCUGGAUUGUUUACUGUACUGUGCGAAACGUUACCCGAUGGAAAUUCUAACUCAAACGAAUGUUUUUAUCCGUUAAACUUUAAGCAAUCGUCAUCUGGAGGAUCAAAACCGGCUCCUAUGUGCUACAGUGUUGUUGAUCCAGUUUGCAAGAAACAUUUACACUAUGACAAAACAGUGAUACCGACAAACCUACAAACAGGCGAGGAAACCUUAUUCAAGCCAAUCAUCAACAGCAAAUGUUCAGCAGAAAUGGAAAAGUUUAUUUGCUAUGCACAGUUUUCUCCUUGUAAUGUUAAUCAGCCAACUCAGAUACCAUGUAAAUCGCUCUGUGAUAGAAUUCAAAAAGAUUGCUGGAAGGAGUUCAACGAGGCUAGGCUGCUCCUUCCACAUUGUGAUUAUGUUUACCCAGAUUAUGAUAAUCCAAAAGAUAUUUGCGAGGUAAAGAAGUGGCCAGCUCAAUGGCCUGAAACAUUUAGGCCACCAACACCUGAAAUUGGAACCUGUGAGGAGCUCACUGUGAAAUCAUGUGCCAAAGCAAACUACAAAUAUACUGCUAAGUAUCUUAAAGUUGGUAAUGAGACCUUCCAACAGUAUAAAGGAAGACUGCUUGAUGCACUUAUUCCACACGUUGAGAGUUGUUCCCCUUACAGUAGCUUGAUUCUCUGCUCCUUGUAUCUGCCCAAAUGUGUCCCUGGAAGUGCUAGACCAAUGUUACCAUGCCGACAAGUUUGUUUGGAUUUUGCGGACAACUGCAAGACACAAUUGACUUUGGCAUCAACUGUGGGAAUGACAGUAGCACUCUGUGAUCUUCUUCCUGUUUACGAUGCGACACCAAACAAGUGCAUUAUGCCAGACAGUUUCAAGACAAAAUCUUCAGUGCAAUUAUUCUCCACCAGAAAUAUUUGCUACAAAGUAACAUCUUCCAAGUGUUCCAAAGACCUUCAUUUUGACAAAACCUUUUUGCCAACGGAUCUUCAGAGGGCUGCAGAGCUCACCAUUCUUCAACCAGUCAUUGAUUCAGGAUGCUCACCAGACAUUGAAAAAUACUUGUGCCUGACCCGCAUGCCACAGUGUACAGCAGAUACAUCUGUGGUUCACUUGCCAUGCAGGGAAUUCUGUAAGAGGAUAACUAAAGACUGUGGAGCAGUAUUAAAGGAAAACAAAAUUGCUGCCCUUCAUUGUGAUUAUUUCUUCCCUGAAGGAGACAGUUCAACUGGGCAGUGUGACUUAAAAAGUUGGCCUGCUCCUUGGCCUUGGAAAAUACCAGAUCCAUCUCCUCCCAUUUCAGAUAGUCCCACCAAAUGUGUUCCUCUGAAAGCAGAGGCUUGUGCGAGUGCCGGUUAUGACCUCACAGCAGACUUUCCAUCCAUUGAUGGCAAACCAUAUCAGAUGGUCAAAGAAAAAAGUUUGAAGUUUUUCUUGGAUUUUUUGAAAGUGUGCUCUAAAUACAGCAGCACGAUCAUGUGCUCUUUGUUCAUGCCAAAGUGUGUGGAGGGACAGCAAAAACCUGUUCUGCCCUGUCGCAGUGUAUGUCUGGAGUUUGUGAACAAAUGUCACCGUUUACUGUCGUUAGCCUCACAUGCAGGAUUGUUUAGAUCUCUUUGUGAUCUUUUGCCUGAGCAGGAUACAUUCGUGACCACAUGUUUCGUGCCUCAAGGAUUCACAGCGAGCACUACUUCUGUCAACAGGCGAAAUGGCCAGUGCAGCAAAAUUAAAGAACCAAACCUAGAGAAGUACCUUUGCUACACAACCGUUCCACCAUGUAAGACGAGUGAUUUGUCCGUCUACGUGCCUUGUAGAUCUGUCUGUGAGCAGGUGAGAAGAGAUUGUGGAGGUGAAUUCGAGAGAAAUAAACUUCCGUUACCCGAGUGCACGUGGAUUUACCCUGAUGAAGACGGCACUGAUGGGUUAUGCCAACUGAGUGAAUUUCCAGUUCCCUGGCCUGCGAAGAGAAUAGAUGUGAAGACUGCGGUACAGCCGGAAAAAUCUGCCAACAAAGGUGGCUUGAUCGCUGGCGUCGUCAUUAUGUUGGGCGUCCUCAUUGUAGUUGUUAUCAUCGCCGUGAUGUACUACCACUGGCGCCGCGGUUCCAAGCAGUUCUCGGCACAGCGGUUUGACAACAAAUUACCAAGUUAUGCCACAAAUAACUGUGUUUAUUGCAGUUUUCUAUUUUACUUGACCAAUACUGCUGUAAAGAGCACAUCAACUCAAACAGUUAGACGAGUUGUGAUCGACUUAAUCACCGAAAGCAAAGGAUCGAACGAUUGUAAAAAAUUAACGAGACACGCGCUUUCAACAGAACAUUCACAAAUGUUGCAUCCUAAACUCUUCGUCGUCCUUCUUCUCGCCUCGUUUUCGAAAGAAUUCACUGAAGCUAAAGGGCAAUGUGGUCCCUUAAACAGAACCCUUAACCGGCUUGAGCAAAUCUGCGGCUACGAGUACACCGCAUUAUAUGACUUUGAACACCAUUUCACUAGCGCCUCACGAGCCGUUCCGUCCUUGAUAAAUCUACUCAAGAACUGUUCUGCGAUGGUGAACACCAUGAUGUGUUCUCUAUUCGUACCGCGAUGCGAGGAGGAUAUACCUGGACCAUAUUUACCCUGUAGAGGUGUUUGCUACGAUUAUGCGACGAAAUGCCAACAUGUUAUCGAAGCACAAGGACUUCAAUGGACAGUGGCCAUGUGCGACAUAUUACCCGAGCGAGAUGACCCAAAUACCAAACUUGGAUAUAGAGGAAGAUGUUUCACACCGCCUAAUUUCAGAGAUAGCGGUAAAACGUACAAACACAACUGUUCAGAUAUAGUUGUUCCUGCUUGCCAAGGAAUCCCAGGCUACACUAAAACAGUAGUUUCAGAAGCGAUUCAACGACGAUACCAGAAGUACAUUGUUAACACCAUCGGUCAGGGUACCAACAUCACCUGCCAGGAGAAACGGAAAGAAAUCGUGUGCGCCGAGAAUUUGCCGGGGUGUAUCGACGGCUCGGCUGCCUUCCUCUGCAGAGACACUUGUGAAAAGUUCUUCAAUACGUGUAAAUCGCCAUUCUUUUAUGGAAUAGAUAUGUGUAUGGAAUUUCCGAGCAGAGAAACCACUCCCAAGUCUGCAUCGAUAUGCAAACAGACCCACUGGCCUCGCGCAGAGAACUGGGAUUUUCGUGCAAACCCAACUGGUCAACCUAUAACUGCCUCUACAAAAGGUGCAAUAACAACCUUUUCUCAAGGUCCAACUACACCCAGUUCACAUGAACCCGAAGCAACUAAACAUCAUGGAGGCGCAAUCAAUGUUGGAACUGAGGAACCAUUGACAGUAAAACGACUUCCCGGGAUCCACGCUAGAAAAUCACAAAAGGACAAGAAAACUGGCACAAGCAAAGUAGCAAUCGGGCUUAUAGUAACUUUUAUUGUACUUCUUGUAAUCGCUAUAGGAAUUGUGGGGGUUUUGUUUUACAGGAAGAGACGAGGAAGUCGUCACUUCGACUAUCAGAAACAAAUACUUUACUCGGAGGACAAAGCAGAUGAAUUUGAAAUUUUCACUUGAUGUUUCAAAAUGUUCUCUAUAAGAACUCUUUCAUAUAACUGAUGGGGCUAAAAGCUUUUCUUUUGUAUAUAUAUGAAUCAGUUUUAUUAGCUUCGUACACGUUCGAAUAAUUUCGUUUCAAAAACGAGGCCAAGAGAAUUUAAUUGCAAGUAAUUAUGCCCGCUAUUUACUGACGAAGUAGUGCAUAACAAAAAAGAGGAUCUUGAAUGUUAUUUAAUGAAAAUUGUCCCCACGUACCACGGACAAUAGAUGUGACUCGCUUUUGAACUCUUUCUCUAGCCUGGGAAAAUAGAGCCUGUACAUAGCUAAAAGCAUUACAUUAUCUUAGUCUUUGAAGACCGUUGAUAAGGCUCACCGCCUAUAAACUUUGGCAAGCUCACCGGUACAAAAUCGUUGAAAAUUAAUCGCUUAUAUGACUGGAGAUGUUUGCAAUAGACACGGGGGAGCCAACAAAUUAUGGGACCGAAAUUAUGGGAGUAAUGAAAAGCUUCAUAUUUUGGAACUAAAUUGCGAUGAAUUUUCUCUUUUAACCUGAAAAGUAACGAACUUAAAUUACCUGGAAUGUAUAAAGGGGGCAAGUUUCUAAAGAAACAGUGGUGCUGCGUCGGUGAGAGUUAUUACAAGAUAAUUUGGUUUUAUCAAAGUUGAGUAUGCAAAUUGGGCUUCGUAAAGAGUCUCUAAAGCUGAUGGUUCGAGCGUUAAGCCGUCUUCAGAGCGAAUAUAACUUCUAGGUAAUCUUUCAAAUCGCCAGAAUUCGCCUUCUUUAGCCACAGAAACGAUCAUGCCCUAGACUGAUCUAAAUUAAAUUAUGCAAACGGUCACAUCAUUUGUGUGGGUCUCCGUGGGAUAGAACGGUUUGUUGUUUACCAUUGGCAGGAGAAGAAAGACUUUGACUCUUGCCAUUAGUAAACACAAUGUCUUGUAAAGGGUAAAAUAAACUUAUCCUGGCCUCACAAAGUUCACUUCUCCACGAACAUGCACGUUUUUUUUUUUUUUAACCAAGUGAGCCAUUUUAACUAAGAAAUUAGCCAACAUUGGAAAGUUUUAAAUUAAAUUUAGGAAAAACCCUUAAGUUAGUUUUUUCGUUGUCGUAUUUAGGAAAUCGAAAAUAUAAGGAAAGGUGCGUUUUUUCCUCGGCGGAGGGAGAAGGAGGUAAGGGUGGGGCCUCAGAGGGGAAGGUGAAAGAGGUGGGGGGCAUUAGGGUUUGCGGUUUUGCGGUUUUUGCUAUUUGUUAGAUCGGUUUUAUGGUUUUUGUGCAAAAAACUUCGGUUUUUCGGUUUUGUUGUUCAUUGCGUUUUGCGGAUUUUCCGUUUUCAGCAUUUCGUUUUCGGUUUUCGGUUUUCGUUAAAUUUGAAUAGCCGUGAAACCUAUGUUGCUCCACUUGUAAUCACAGUAUCAGAUCGAUUAGGAUUUUGACAGCUGAGCUGUGCAAAUUUAUUGGUUUAGACGGUUUUCUAUGGGUAGUUUGGAAAAUAAGGAAUGCCGGCAUUCGGAACCGGAACCGGAAUACUCUGAAUA
Stylophora pistillata is the source of this 5490-nucleotide messenger RNA. RefSeq lists its product as uncharacterized. Lineage: Eukaryota; Metazoa; Cnidaria; Anthozoa; Scleractinia; Pocilloporidae. Gene Ontology annotation, cellular component: plasma membrane. Gene Ontology annotation, molecular function: Wnt-protein binding; Wnt receptor activity. Gene Ontology annotation, biological process: non-canonical Wnt signaling pathway; canonical Wnt signaling pathway. The record is from RefSeq and is a predicted model, not a curated record.